Schistocerca americana (American grasshopper) is the source of this 10841-nucleotide messenger RNA. It is a transcript of the gene ash1, whose product is annotated as histone-lysine N-methyltransferase ash1. NCBI's taxonomy places the organism in Eukaryota, Metazoa, Arthropoda, Insecta, Orthoptera, Acrididae. The transcript is spliced from 22 exons. Gene Ontology annotation, cellular component: nucleus. The record is from RefSeq and is a predicted model, not a curated record. Gene Ontology annotation, molecular function: histone methyltransferase activity; DNA binding; protein binding. Bases 503 to 9064 code for a protein of 2853 amino acids.
UGUCGUGUCGACGGGCGAUAUUUCCAUCAAAUGCUUCAUGACAGGUGCAGAAACAAUCGUCGAUUUCAGCGCACCAAUUAUCCGUAUCGGUGGACAGAAGACAGUUGGCCAAACUUUCCCGCUAGUUGCUAAUGAAAUGUUGUUGCGAGGGUGCAAGCGGUGUUCGGUAUAUGAAAUAUACCACAUCUUCCCACAAGCUAACGAGUAUAGUCUGUGUUUUGUCUGUGCUAUUGAGAGAAACUGCAUUUCUGCUCGUGUGUCGACUUGGUGAUAUAACCCGUUCAUUCCCCUCUCCGUGCAUUCAAUCGUUCAUCGCCAUUUUGUUUAGCUUUGUGUAUUUACGAUGUGAAUCGUCUGGAAAUGAGAUAAACAUUACAACAGAAAGUAUCGUGAAGGUUCCGAAAGUGAAGUGAUGAAGUUUAUGUGUUUAUUGUGCUCGUGAACACUGAGUUUGUGUUGAAGUGUGUUGUGUAAAAGCUCAAUUAAUCAAUUCAGUUAUCGGAUGAAAGCAAUAACCGGAAGUUUACGGACAUCAGUCGUAGUUCAUGGUGUAAAUAAGAAGCAUUCGAAAUACAUUUGGAUUGAUCGCCGAAUCGUAUUAUGCCCGAACGUUGAAGGAGAUCUUGAGAACAGUAAAAUCUGCAUGGAACUGUACAGCAUGCCCCAGCUAGACAAGGCAUCUCCAGUGUAUCAAGACACCCAGUUUGAAGGAGGAGGAACGGCAACUGCACCAGCAGGAGAUAGUAUUAUCAACCAAACGUCAAGCAGUGAUGUGAAAAAGUAUGCCAGUGUAGCGAGUGAUACGUUACCACUGUUAACGAGUUCUGCAUGGAGUGCAGUGAUACACCGCCCUGCAGAUGAUGAUUCAGAACCUGAUGAACUUCCAUCAACUGUGGAUAUGGAUGCCAUCAAGGGAUCUCCGGCAACUCCACUAGAAGCUUCUAAGACCAUGGCAGGAGGAGCAAUGCCAUGGGGUCAAGGAAAAGUGGACAGGGGUAAACGAGAUGAAAGUAAGGAGCCAGAAGAAGAUGAUGAUGAGGAUGAAGAUGAUGAAGCUGAUGCUGCUGGCAGUGGGAGUGAAGAAACUGAUGGAGAUGAUGACAGUGAAAGUGAUGAUUCUGUUGAUAAUGAUGAUGGUGAUGAUAAUGAUGGAGAUUCUGGUGAUUCUGAAUCGGUUGACAGCUCUGGCAGUGAUUCUGAAGGCUCUGACAGUGAUUCCUGCAGUUGGAGUGACUCUGACUCAGAUUCAGGCAGUACAUCAUGCAGUUCGCACAGUGGUCGUUCCAGUCGUUCUUCCAAUACCCAUCAGACUUUCUCUAUAAGAGAAAACAAUUUUGAUCAGGGUGGCUUCAAAUUGAAGAUUGCUGCAUUGAAGGUUAAUAAGAAAGCGGGAUCAAAGGACCAAGAAAAAUCAGAUAGCUCAGAUAAAGCAGAGAGGAGCGAGAAACCAAAGGAAAGUGACAUAAAGCGAUGUAGUGUGGUUGCAUCCUGCAAAGCAGCUAGAGAAGAAAAAAAAGAGAAAGUUAAACCAGAACGAUCAUCUCCAACUACUAGGUCAGCAAAGGCUCCAGUGACAGUGAAGAAGCAAGAGGUCACGAAGAGGAAAUCCAGAGGAUCUCACACACCGCUGAAGGAAAAGGUUUCGGCCGUAGGUGGCCGCACAGCAGCACUAUACAGUAUGCGUGUACCUGCCUCACCGAGCCUGUACCCUUGUGCUGGAGGUGGCAGUGGACGUGGGAGGGGUGUCCAUACACCCCGCAGCAACACUGACACUGAUGAUGAUGAGUCAGAUAGUGAUGAGGAUGGAGAGGUAGCAGAGAUCUCACAACUAGCUCAGGAGCUGGGUCAUAUUGAGGUCCAGUCUGAGACCCUGCCUAUAACAGAGCAUCUAGAGGAAAUCAACCAGGAGGACUUGGCAGCUAUUCUUCCAGAUGUUGUAACAAUAGACAACCAUGAAGAUGAAGCAGGACCUCCUUUUGAUGGUUUUGAAGAUGUCAGUUCAGAAAGUGGGAAAGUGUCUGCAGCAGUUGCACAGCAACGAGCAACCACAGGAGCUGAAUCCAGUAGUGAUGUAGAACUACCAGAACAAGUUGUGAGUGAUGCAAUUAAGAGGAUAAAUAUAGACAGUGAAGAGGCUACUCCAGCCAUGACGAGGAGUGCUACAGCUGCAAAAAGUGGAGAGGCAACUGAAGAACCAGCUAACAUCCCAGAUGGAGCUGCACCAUCUUCAUCUGUUGGUGGAUAUUCUUCAUCAUUGCUUCAGCAGUUUGUUGAAAAGACAGAGAUACUUUCAUCACAGGCAGCUACUGUAACUUCAGUACAGGAUACAAACAAGACAGCUACUCAGAGAGAUGUUCCACACAGGCGAAAAAGGGGCCGACCCCCAAAAGUCAUCAGACCACCUCAACCAGCUGCCGAGUCGACAAAUCGGCCUGAAUGCCCUACGGCACCCAGCAAACUGGUGCCAGAACUGGAAGCUUACAUGCGUUUAGACUGUUCGGUGUCUAAUGUUUCUCCAGACAGUGGAAUCCAAUCUGUGGCCGGCUCACCAGUUCACCAGUCUUGUUCACCUUCUUCCCAUACGGCAGUUCAUUCUCCUGCACCGAACACGCAGAAGACCUCUUCACCUCUGCCAAGUCCAGCACGGGAUACUGCCACUCCACCUCCUGCAUUGUUUUCUGGUAGGCGGAAGAAAGGACCUGUCAAACGUGGUCCUGGAAGGCCAGCUAAGAACACUAAGUGCAUACGCCGUCCACGAACUGAGCGUAGGGGUCCGGGCAGACCAAAACUGAGGAAGAAUGUCAAGGUCGCAAGGAAGAGGCCAGUGCAAAACCAUGUAUCAUUUCACAGUGCUUCAGCUGUAGUAACUGCUAGUGGUACUGACAGUGGUGACGAAAUUCCUCCUACUCCAUCACCUGUUCCUGUGGCUCCCAUAAAACGAGGACCUGGAAGACCUAAAAAGGCCCCUCCUGUGUUGGAGCCCAAUCUUCCGCUACCUACUAUGGACAGAAAAACUUCGAAGGAGGCUGAAAGUAGGAGCCCAGUGAAGAGAAAGGCUGCAAAUCAAAGCAAGGCUAGUGAGGAUUCACCUGUAGGAAAACUACAGAGGAAUGACAGUAGUGGUGAAGUGAAUGUGAAACAGAAAGGUUGUGCUACUUUUAGUGAUGUAAAUGUGAGAGUAAGCAGGAGAUCUGAACUAUCUCUUCAGACUGAGUCUACUGAAGUUAAGAGGUUUCCUGUUAAAUCUUCUAGAGUGAGACUGAGAGAAAACAGCCAGAAGAAGGCUGAAACUGUUGUGCGUUCUAAAGUGACUGUUGAGGAAAGACGUAGGAAAGGUAGAAGGAGGCACGAUAUGUCUCAGAGUAAAAUUCCAGAAACUGAUAGACGACUGGGAGUACGUGGCCCCAGGCAAAGACAUAUUGCAAAUUCAGGGACACUUUCAGCUUCUAACUCUCAUUCAAUUACAGUGCAGAAACUAGUGAAGCCUAGACAGUUACCAAGGGUACAUUCUUUUCCUCCUGGAAUAUCACAUCACAAACACAAAAAACGAAAGAAAAAGCUAGGACUGGUGAAACCGGAGAGACGUGUCGUGGAUCCUGCAUUUCUGUUAGAAGUGGAAAAAUUGAUACAAGAUUUUAAUCGCUUUUGUAUUAUUGCCAGGGGAGGUUCCGUCUCGGGGAAUUUGAGGGCAGGCGAAUUAGCUCUACCAUCAAUAUUUAGGGUUAAGAGAAUCAUUAAGAAGCGGAAAGGUAGUGAAAAAUCAAGAAGUAGUGAUAAAGAGUCUGGUGCUGAGGGAGAUGGAGGGAAGGAAAAGUGCCGUCAAAGAAGAAUAAAGAAGAAUGCUGUUGAAGUACCGAAGGGUCAUGAACGGCCUGAAGCUAAUGCCAGCAAUGAACAGAGGCUUCCUUUGAAGAAACGUCACUACCACAUGUCAACAGCAACAAACCUUCAGCCAGUUAACACAUCAGCAGAUACUAUGAAAAUAGACAUUCCCACUGACAGCAAGAAAACAAGUGGAAUGGAGAGAUUGUGUCUAGAGAAAGAGAAGGGUGGUACAAGCAGUACAAGCAUAGUGGCAACAGCUGGUAAAAAUCAGGUAAAACCAGCAGAGAAGAUAUGCUCAGUUUCAAAAGAAAAAUUGGGUGAUAAAACCAACUGCUUGACAAAUGCAGCUAAUAAGAAUUGUGCUCAGAUCGACAUAAAGUCUAAACUGCUGGCAGAUGUUUCCAGAAAUUCCAUAGAUGAAACUAUAGAGGCUUGUAUAACCAAAUAUACAACAACGCCAUGUCUUGACAAAACCCCUCAGGGACAACGCACUGUAAUUGUCACACCUAAAAAAAGGCAUAGAUUAGAGAAUGUUGUAGCUGCCACUUGCAAUAGUGCAAAAACACCAUGUGUGGUAGUUAACAAGAACAAAGAUGUAACAGGUGAUAACAGUUCUUCACAUAAUGUUCCUCCACAACCAAGCAAACGAACUGCGUCACGUAGUGCGAGUAUAAACUCUACUGCCACUGCUGUUGCUGUCAGUGUGCCACUGCCGGUGUCUACUGCACCAUUGUUGUCAUCCUCAGUUACUGCAGUUACAACAACCAGUGCAGUUGCAGCAACAGUGACAACUACAAUAACAACAGCAUCGUCAUCAGUGGUGACAACAAUCGCACCAACAGCAGUUGUUCAGGGAUCUUCUUCGGUGUCUGCUGAGCCAAAAGUUCCACCAGGCAUCUUUGAACCGUCAGUGAAAAUUGCUGAGCCAGAUUCCACUGUUCCUGCUUCUCCUACACAUGUAAAGCCAUCAUCACCAGUAUUGAGCAAGUCCAGUUUCCCCACCAUUAAGGUGGGAUCUCCUAUCCACAGGUUAUCGUCAUCAGUUUCGAAAACAGCUGUGUUGCCGAAACGCGUAAGUUCAGUCAUUAACAGGACAGUAGUUAAAACCAAUUCAGCUUCAAAUAAAUUAGCGUCUUCACAAACAAAGUCAGUGGCAGCUGCUAAAUCAUUGUCACCAUUAAGUAAAGUGUCCACAGGAAACAGGACAGUAACAGCCACAAAGCUUUCAUCGCCCGUAACAAGAGCUGCAUUAUCGAAAGAAUCUGUGUGUACUAACAAAAGUAAUUUACCUGCUGGUAAAACUAGUGACACCAGUGUAAAAGACAUUGCAAAAUCAGUGCAGUCACCUACAGUAAUUCCACCUUCAGAAAAAUCGACAGUUACUUCAGGAAGAUCUGUUCCACAGCCAUGCAGAACAUCCCCCGUUAUAACCAGGACAGUGCAGACAAGGCCUGCUCCUUCCUCAAAAGUGAGUUCUAGUAGUGAUAAAAACAGUGUUACUGAACAUGGAACACACACAUUUCAUAGUCUCAGAUUGAAACGUCUUAAUGGAGCAUCAGCCCGGGAAGAAUCAAAUCUGAAACGUGUACAUCUAAAGAGGAGAAAGUUAAUCAGGGAUGUGCGUAUCCAUGUUACAAAAUUAACUCCACUAGAGCUUCUGAAAAAAGCAGCAGGGGCAGUGAAAGAAAGAGCUCGAAGAAGGAAAACAAUUAACAGAACUGGCUUUCCAAUAAAAAGAAAGAAGAAAAAGAGACCACCAUUGAUUGAUAAAUCCUUGGAACAGAUUCAAAACUGUCUGCCAGAGAAAGUACAAAAUUCCAGUGAAUCACCAGCUACAUCACUCCACGUACCUGUGAUAAAUGAAGCAUUAGUGUCAAAUAGUGAAAUUUUGAAUUCCAGUUCAGUUAAUGGGACUCAGUGCACAGAGACCAAAUCACCAAAUAAAAGGGACCAAGUGUCGGCAAAAAGUGAAAAACCAAAGGGUCGUAAAAUUGAAUCACUGAAGUCGGAAACAACAGAAAUACCUCAGUGCUCGGACGAAAAGAUCAGGGAAGAGAAAGUAGAGUGUGUUACUAGUACUACUACCUUAGACCUUUACUCUAGAGAUAAGAACAAAAAUCGAAAAAGCGCCUGUAAAGUGGAAGAUGAUACUGACACUGAAUCCGACGUAAUAAGUAGUAGCAAAAAAAGCAGAGGUGUAUUGCGUGAUGUUGGUGCAAAAAUGGAAGGUUAUGGAACAGAUGAUGAGAGUUCAUGUGCUAUGGAAGAUAUGGUGUUACCGCCCAAUGAAGAAAUACCUAGGAGGAAGAGGAGACGUGACUUGUCACAAGAUGAGCCUGUUGCUCCACCAAAGCGCUAUAGAAAAUGUCGUGAGGAUUAUGUUGACAGAGAUGAUGUCAGUGAAGUGCUUCCAUAUGAAAGUAUGAUAUGUAGUGAUGUUCCUUCGGGUGAUGAAUCUACAAAGUCUUCUCAGCGUAAAAAACAGCCUCGGUGGAGAAAGAAAUAUCUUGUGGCUGGGUUAUUUUCAGACUACUAUAAAACAGAUGUUAGGCGGCCGCCAGCAGAUGUGGGAAAAUCCAGACUUAUCUAUAGGCCCGAAGAACACCAGCAUGGUCUUCUUCCUCCACCAUACCACUGUGGAAAAUAUUUGCGACAGAGACGGCUGGAGUUCAAAUUGCCGUAUGACUUGUGGUGGUUACAUACACAUAGCCAGCUUCCAGGCCGAGAUCGGGUACCGUCUUGGAAUUACAAAAAGAUCCGCACAAAUGUGUACUACGAUGUCAAACCAACGUACAUGUAUGAGGCACAGGCUUGUAACUGUCCACUACCAAGUAGACCUGGUGUCAAGGGAUGUGGUGAGGAGUGUAUAAAUCGAAUGGUUUAUGCUGAAUGCUCUCCACAGCUUUGUCCGUGCAAGGAUUAUUGUUCAAACCAACGAAUACAAAAGCAUGAAUGGGCACCAGGGCUGGAAAAGUUCAUGACAAAGGACAAGGGAUGGGGUGUUAGAACCAAAUAUCCUAUCAGGGCAGGAGAAUUUAUUUUGGAGUAUGUCGGUGAAGUUGUCAGUGAGAAAGAAUUCAAAGACAGAAUGGCAUCACGUUACAUAAAUGACACUCAUCACUAUUGCCUCAAUUUGGAUGGUGGCCUCGUGAUUGAUGGGCAUCGAAUGGGAGGAGAUGGGCGUUUUGUGAAUCAUUCUUGUGAACCAAACUGUGAAAUGCAAAAAUGGAGUGUCAAUGGCUUAUUCCGUAUGGCUUUAUUUGCUUUACGGGACAUUGAGCCACUUGAAGAACUUUCGUAUGAUUACAACUUUUCUCUGUUCAACCCUGCAGAAGGACAGACUUGCAAAUGUGGAAGUUCUCAGUGUCGUGGAGUAAUAGGAGGCAAGUCACAGAGAGUAAAUGGAUCAGUGACACGAGUCGAAGAGAGAGAAAGGCGAAUGGUAGGACGUCCACGGAAAAAUUCCCGGAAAAGCAGUACCAGCAUCUGCAGCAGUACAAAUAAGCUAAAGUAUAAGAAGAGGCUUGGGGAAGGCUCAUCAAGUCAAAAACACUGUAAUAUGACUCCAGUAAAGCCAAUGUCGCACCAACAGAGAUGUUUUGCACAGAUGCAUCAUUGCUUUCUGUUACGAAAUCUUGAAAAGGUAAAGAGGCUACGAGAACGUCUCAAGCAGGCAACCCGUCGUGAAGAGCCACUUGCAGGAAACUAUGCAAGACCUCAGGUCAAGCAGUCAGAUGUGUUUCUUACCCAACUGAAUGCAUUAUCCACUCCUAGAAACAUCAGAACACGACGAUUAGCACAAGCAGAAGAUAAUCCUGAACUCACAAGGACUGCAAGAUUGGCCUAUGUUUUCAGGGACUUGUACAAUGUUGUUACAUCUGCAAAAGAUGAACAUGGAGAGAUGUUAGCAGCACCUUUCCUGACAUUGCCUUCAAAAAAGAAACUCCCUCAGUAUUACCAGCGUGUUACUGAUCCAAUUGAUCUGACAACAUUGGGUCAGAAUAUUGUAACAGGCUAUUAUAAAACUGUAGAAUCGUUUGAUCAGGACAUGAGUCGACUUUUUACAAAUAAUGUUAGAUUCUUUGGCCGUACAUCGGAGUUGGGAAUCACAGCAACAAGGUUACGUAAAGUAUACAAUGUGGCCAAAAUGGAUUUCAUGGCACAGCUUGAAGAAAUAUUGGGGGAAAGUCCACCAUCAUCAUUUAUACCAGAACAUGAUCCAGGUGGUGAGGAGGAGGAUGUCAUACGAUGCAUCUGUGGUUUGUACAAAGAUGAAGGCAUGAUGAUCCAGUGUGAACGGUGUCUUGUUUGGCAGCAUUGUGAUUGUGUGAGAGCAGAUGAAGGUGUGGAACACUAUCUCUGUGAACAGUGCAACCCUAGACCUGUUGAACUUGAAAUUCUGAUGUCGCCACAGCCUCCUUAUGCUACACCAGGGCUCACCUACUAUAUCACACUUCUAAGGGGAACGUUACAGCUUCGCCAAGGUGACACCGUUUAUGUGCUCCGGGAUAUGAUAGAGGAAAAUGCUCCAAAGACAUCACCGCCAACUAAACACACAUACAAAACUGUUAAAGAUGUGAAGUAUUCAGACUUGGAUAUAUUCAGAAUAGAAAGAUUGUGGAAAGAUGAAAAGAAUGAAAAAUUUGCAUUUGGGCAUCAUUACCUUCGCCCACAUGAAACUUAUCAUGAACCUUCUCGGAAAUUUUUUCCCAACGAGGUUAUGAGAGUACCUUUGUAUGAGGUUGUGCCCUUGGAUCUCAUAAUGGGACACUGCUGGGUGCUUGAUUUAAAUACAUACUGCAAAGGAAGACCUGUGGGUGCACCUGAGGAGCAUGUAUAUAUUUGUGAAUACCGGGUUGACAAGAGUGCCCAUCUUUUUACAAAAAUUGCAAAACCCAGGCAUUCAAUUUGCACUAAAACUUAUGCAUUUGAAACAUUUGAUACUCGUCUGAAACCACAGAGGACGUACACUCCACAUGGACCUGUAGCACCAAGAUCGCGGGGCCGAAGCACAAGCUCAAGAGCAGCAGAGGAGGAGGCAAAGGUUCAGCAACCUUCUACUCACCAAGAUGAGGAGGAGGAACUGCCUCUAGCCAGAAGAGCAAGCCAGAGACAGCGUCUGAAUCUCAUACUACUUCGCCUCUUAGCAAGAUUGCCCAGUAAACAGCCCCUAGAUCUCUCUUACCUUCUGGAACCAGGUCGGAGACAUCGCAAAAAGCCAACUAUAUUGAAUCCUUGAGAAUGGCUCCUGUAGUGGGGGUUGGGAAAAUGAGGUUUGUGGUUAUAAGCCAGCUCCACGGGUUGACAUUUCUCAGGCAGUACUUAUUUCAUAUUUUUAAUAUUUUGUCAAAGUGUGCUACCAAAUUUCCAUCAUUCAAAACAUAUUUUUGUUUUGACUAAAGAAAGAUACCAGUCAGACCUGUAAAGUAUAUGUUAAGUUGUGAUGUGCUUUGAUUUAAUCUGUGAUUAAUUUGGUUUUAUUUAUUUAUUUAUUUAUUUUACAAAGUUAGGUUUGAAAAUGCCUUGGAGUUUGGCAUAUGCUAGAUUGUAAAAUGGUAUAACAUAUGAUGAUACUUCGUGUUAGCUUGUACCUUUUGGUGUGGAAGCCACUCAUGAUGUAAAAACAUCAGAGUUGCUAGAAAUGAUAUGAGGCAAUGUUUGUUGUGCAUAUGGAGUGCUCUUUGUGGUAAGAGUGUCCCAACCCCCACCCCCAGAUGGUGCAAAUGAUGCAAAUUACGUCACAGCAAGUGACAUGCCAUUUAGUUUCGUUUCUGCCACCAUAAUGAGCUUCUUAAUAGCCCCUUGGCUCAUUAGUUUGUUUCUUACAUGUACAUUUAGAAUUUGUUUGUGGUGUGUUUUUUUGGUGUGUGUGUGUGUGUGUGUGUGUGUGUGUGUGUGUGUGUGUGUGUGCAGGUGGGCGGGCACGUGCGUACAUACUAUGCAUGCACGUGUGCGUGCACACAUGAAUUGCUACAUAUGCAUCUUGCAUUUGUAGCCUGAUAUGAAAUACCAAUUAAUGAAUAAGCAUCAUUUGACCAUCCAUCUGAGGGUUUGUUACAUGAAUAAGCUAAAAUCCUGAAGUAGACCUUCUCAAUUUGUGACUUGUGAGUUUUCUUGCACUUACAUAGCUGCAGAAUUCUCUUGCAGCUAUCAGUGGGUAUAUUUUCUGUGAUGGCUUUGGAGACUUACUUUACAGUUUUGAGUGUGUCUGGGCAGUUAAUUGCCCACUGUACAAUGGAAUGGAAUAUGCAGACAGCACUUAUCUUGACAUAUAACUGGUAUAUAGUAUCCAAGGAGAUUUAUAGAGCCAAAAAUCAGUAUAUGUUUACUUGAGAUUGUGAUGGAGGAUGAAAGAAUAUGUGAAUAUGUACUAUAUUUGUUAUGGCAGGCAGAAAAGAACACAUAUCUCACAUUAUGAACUAAUUGAGUUCCUUAUAGACCACUGAAACUUAUCAGAGUACUCUCAUUUUACUUAUAUUAAUGAAUACUUGUUUACGUUGUACAUUAGGAGUAACAUGCAAGUACUCAUUUGACUUUCAUUAGAAUUUUUUGUGAAGUGCCAUAUUGGCACUGUAAUUCUUAACUGACUUAUCUUCAGCUGUAAGCUGUUUUAUGUAUAAGUUGUAACAUUCUACAUUUAUUGAUAUUUUAUUUGGACAGUCCGGUGGCUAUUGUCGUACAGAGAUGUGUGUUGUGAUUUUACAGUUUGUAAAUAAAUGGGGGAAUAUGUAUUUGGAUGUGAGUGUGCAUGUAUGUGUGUGAGUGAGAUAGAGAGAGACAGAUUAAUGUUUGCAGAAUAGAUGAACUUUUAUGAACUAAUAUUAUUAGCCAUUAAGAAAACAAAAAGUACAAAAUGGAUGCUAAAUCUGUACUGGUUUCUGUUAUAUGGGUGUGGACAGAGAAAAUAAGAUUGCAACGCUCGGUCGAUUUAAGGGAUGUUAAUUUUUGUUUUAGGUCUAAGGAAUAAUUCAUAUGGUAAAAAAAAAAGAAAGUCUAUUUUUAUGCUAGUCAGAAAU